GGAAACGGGUAAAAAUGAGUACCCAUCACCACUCCCACUCCGCUUCUCACACUCUCUCGUCGCCCAAAUCCCCAACCGCCAUCAUGCAGGACCGUACCAUCUCCUCCCGCCGUUCUCAGCCCCAACCCGACUUCGAUUUCCCCUUCUCCUCCUCCGCCUCCGUAUCUCCCUUCCCCGGAUCCCCCACCUUUCUCGACGAGGAAUCCAAAACCAAGAAGCCUCACCUCUAUCUCUUGGCCACCAAUUACAUUUCCCGCAUCGCACUCGUCAAAUCCCCCUGCCUCUGCCUUCUCUUCAUCGUUCUCGCGCUUUUCUCUUUGGUGCUGACCUCUCGCUCCUUCGUUUGCGUCUCGUCUUAUGACCCGAUCUCUCGGGUCAGUCUCUUCGGUUUCGAUGGGGUUGACUCCGAUUUCGGAUCCCUUGGCGUUCCUUGGUGCAGAUCGAAACAUGGAAAAACUGUUGAAUGGACAUCCAAAGAUUUAAUCAGUGGCCUGGAGGAGUUUGUACCGAUAUAUGAAACACGGCCAAUCAAAAACAUGUAUGGGAUGGGUUUUGACCACAACUUUGGGCUUUGGUUCAUUGCCCGGUGGAUAAAACCAGACAUAAUGAUUGAAAGUGGUGUUUUCAAGGGACACUCCACUUGGGUUCUGCGGCAAGCAAUGCCUGACAUGCCGAUUAUCUCCCUCACACUACGGUAUCCGGAGAAGUACUUGAAAAAGGGACCUGCUUAUGUCGAUGAAAAUUGCUCUUACUUUGCUGGAAAAGAUUUUGUGGAUUUUGGAAGUGUUAAUUGGGAGAAGGUGCUAAAGGUUCGUGGAAUUUCGGAUUUCAGCCGAGUUCUCGUCUUCUUUGAUGACCAUCAAAAUGAACUGAAAAGGCUAAAGCAGGCAUUGAAAGCUGGCUUUCGUCAUCUUGUUUUCGAAGACAAUUAUGAUACCGGGACAGGAGAUCAUUACUCAUUGAGGCAGAUUUGUGACCAGUUCUACAUAAGAGGUGGUGGCCAUAGUUGCUUUAGGGACAGUGAUGAAGGCAGAAUUCGGUUGAAAAGAAAGAAAUUCUGGGAGAAGGCUGUGGAUAUAAAUGAACUUUGUGGACCACAUGAAGCUUGGUGGGGUGUUAGAGGGGAGAUGCUGGAUAAUUUUAACUACAAUAAGACUGUAAUCUCUUACGGCGAACAUUUUCAAAACAGUAGGUUUGUCGAAUCGAUUCUUGAUGUUUACUGGGAGCUACCACCGACGGCUGGUCCAUCUCUCACCCACCAAACUAGAUAUGAUCCUGGCCGUGCACCGCCUCCUAUUGUUGAAGAUGGCCGGUAUCGCUUGUUUCAGCAACUCGGUUUAGAUAGGCUAGAGAGAUCUGUAUUUAAUGGAUAUACACAGAUGGUAUAUCUGCUAAUUUCCAAACCUGAAUCUUGAAAGUAUUCUGGAUCAAAGCUUGAUAUAACUUCAGUAGAUGCAACAUGUGCCAAUAUCUUCAUUUCUCAUAG
Hibiscus syriacus is the source of this 1486-nucleotide messenger RNA. RefSeq lists its product as uncharacterized. The transcript has 4 exons. The coding region runs from base 15 to 1415 and encodes 466 amino acids. The record is from RefSeq and is a predicted model, not a curated record. Lineage: Eukaryota; Viridiplantae; Streptophyta; Magnoliopsida; Malvales; Malvaceae.